Messenger RNA from Hansenula ciferrii, 1071 nucleotides. RefSeq names its product lipase family protein. NCBI's taxonomy places the organism in Eukaryota, Fungi, Ascomycota, Saccharomycetes, Phaffomycetales, Wickerhamomycetaceae. The record is from RefSeq and is a predicted model, not a curated record. The transcript has a single exon. Gene Ontology annotation, biological process: lipid metabolic process. The coding region runs from base 1 to 1071 and encodes 356 amino acids.
AUGCUUUUGUGUCAGGCUACUCUUUUGUUUUUAUUAUUCAUAUGCUCUACCCAGGCUUAUCAAAACAGUGUUUAUGAUUCAUUAUUAAAAUAUGCCUACAUAUCAAAGAUCAGUUACUGCAUAGACCUUCUAAGAGGUGAACAUGAUUUAUCAGAACCUAUAGUGCUCAAGCCCAAACCUUUAGGGUUCUCCCAAGCUGGUUUCAAUACAACGGAUUAUUCUGCAGUGCCUACUGAAGAAACUGAUUUACAUUUGGCAAAACUAUUGAAAAAAGGGAAUAAAUCUAGUGGUGUUCAUAGUGCCGAUGAUCAUAAUGAUAGUGAUCAAGACGAUGAUCUAGAGAUUUCCACAUCAGAAGGAUUUUUCGCUAUAGAUCAUACUGGUAAUGGAACAAUCAUUUUAUCUUUGAGAGGAAGUAUAAACUUCAGAGAUUAUCUAACAGAUUUAAAUACCAAUACCAUUGAUUAUGAACCAGUCAAUGAGAAUGCCAAAUCAAAAUUUAAAGGAUGUGAAGGUUGUAAGGUACACAAGGGAUUUCAUACAAGAUUAGGAGAGAUCGAAGAAGAAAUAUUCACAACCGCUGAAAAAUUGGUUGAAGUUUUCCCUGACUAUAAUGUCGUCGUUACAGGUCAUUCUAUGGGUGGAUCUUUAGCAAUGUUGGUUGGUAUUGAAUUUUCGUUAUUAGGUUAUGAUCCUUUAGUUAUUGCAUACGGGAAUCCCAAGGUUUCAAACCAAAACCUUUCAGAUUAUAUGGACACUUUGUUUUCUACAGAUGAAGUCGAACAAGCAGUUGAAGAAGAUGUACAACUUACAAGUGGAUGUCUUCGUGUCUUUCAUAAUGGUGAUUAUAUACCGAUGCUUCCACCAGGAAACAACAAAUUCAUUCAAGCUGGAUUGGAGUUCGUUAUUACCAAAGAAGACCUUCCACACCCCAAAAGUGCAGUGGAAUACGUUGGUAAAGCUCAUAGAAUAGUACACCCAACAGAGUUCAAAUUCUCAGAUCUUUUCACGUUUGAUUUAGAUAAAAUAUUCUCAACAUGUGGAGUACUUCUACAAAAUAGCCCAAUGUGA